AUGAGAGUUAUCUUUCUUCUUUCGUUUCUUGUUCUGUUCUCGUUCGAGGAGGUUCUCUGGGACUGUGUUCCUGAUAUGAUGUGCAUCUUAGGUGGCUGGUGUACGGACAAAAACAGAUCAUGCUUGCACCCACCUGGAUUCGUAGAACCGAGCUGCUGCGAUGAAAACCCCGUCUGUCUGAGUGGUUGGAAAUCUGGAAUAGAAGUUAAGAAAAACGAAUAUAUCACAUGUAACAUAGCCAACACAUCACUUGAAGACUGCUGUGAUAUUGUUUAUCCGAAAUCGUUGAUUGGUCACGAAAUGUUCAAUUACACAACAACAUUGGAAGAUUACCCGGAAUGCGAUUCGAAUUUGGACUGCGGUCCCAAUCAAUUUUGCGACUAUCUGGUUACCUUCAACCACGAUAAAUCCAAACGAACUGGGUGCUUCAAUAUCACCAAAAGAGCGUAUUCGGCAAUAAAGUUCAUCGACGACUUCGGAGUUCGCUUGUGCGAAUCAGACGCCGAUUGCGGCGAUUUCCACUGUUUGGACGAAGGAUUCUGUGGAAUUCAUGAGUUAUGCCAGAUUAACUCCGUCGUUCCCGCAAAGACGCCGAUCGUCCACUGCGUCGAGGACAUGGUUUGCGUACACCUCAUGGAAGGCAUGGUCGGAACAGGCGGAUUCAUCCCGAAUGCCUACUGUAACCACACGGGAAACUUCUGCUUUUCCGGGCUAUUGGAAGUGUGUUUUGGGGGAAGUCUCGUCCGGCCUCUGCUGAAAUGCGAAACAGGCACGAUGGCCGGUUUCGAGACUUGCAAUCCGGAUUUGGGUAAUGGCAAACUCGACGGAUUUUGCACAGACAUAGGAGUGUGCUGCGAAGGGCCAUAUGAAGAGCCGGUUGUCUGCCCCGACGGCAUACACCCGCUUUUUAUCGAACCGGCUUGCCAGCGUGGAGAAAGCGGAUAUUUGGAGUGCCCGGAGAAUAUCGAGAAUUGCACUUGCGUAAUGGGGUGGCCGUGCCCGUCAAUUGCCGCCAACUCAUUGUUGGUCAAUUUUGGGCGGCCGUUCGUUGGGCAGAUUGGGUGUGAUCCUUCACGCCCAAUCUGCUCGCGAGCGGUCAACGGGUAUUGCCACCCCGAAACAAGGACCAUCGCACUCUACGGUAGAUAUUUCCCGGGAUUCUUCGGGCUCUCCGAAGUUCGCACAUGUCGGAUCAAUAGCGAAUGCGAGCCAGACGAAGUAUGCAUCUACUAUCUAGGAGAAGGUCAAUGCGCAGCGUUCCCGAACCCGAAUUUCCUGGAAGAUGAGAAUGACGAAGAAGAAGAAGAAGAAGGUUGGGCCGAAAGAGCAGUGGAUUUGUAUCGACAAACGGCGUACGGGAUAGCCAUUGUCUGGGUGUGCUUCCGAAUAUAUCGGUUCUUCGAAGUUCGAUACUUCCCAAACGCCUACGAUCAAAGAAUAGCGUUGGAGGAGGCGUACGAAGAGAUGAUGAUGAGGCGAAUGGAGGAGCGACACGAAGAAAUUCUGGAGAAUUGGCGUCGGGAGAAGUACGGCACACGGCACACGAAACAAACUUGCGAGUGCGUUACAUCGACCGAAACACCGUCUUCUCUUUAUUCGUCGGAACUGAGCGAGGCUGAGAAGAGGAAGAAGUGGACGAAGACAUUCCGCAGAGGAAGAGGAAGACGUGUCAUGAGGCAGAGGAAACGAAUUCACCAAACUAGGAGAAACAAGAAGCGUGCAAGAAUGGAGAAAUCGAACGAAGAGCAUAUGAGGCGAAGCACACAAGUCUUGUUGAAGGCUUUCGUAUACGGUGCCCCGUUAUUCCUUAUUAUUGUUAUUGGAUUUUUCUUCGUUCCCAACGUUGUUCUCAACGCAAUCACUACCGAAAUAGAUGAAUUGAUGAAGGAAGUCAAAGACAUUGGUCAAGAUGCAAUUUCGGGCGCUUCGAACGAUAAAGACGAGCUUCUCAAAGUGCUGGUCAAUGGGAAAGUAACCAUUGCGGAUUACGUGUCCCGCGAAGAAGCCAUGGUCAUCAUUCCAACACUUGUGAUGACGGCCCUGUUUUUACUCGCAGUAAAUGGAGAUGCUGGAAGAUAUUCCGAGAUAUUCUUUGAAGAAUACGCACUACCGAAUAAUAUAGUGUAUCCGACAUUUGGAAAAUAUGGUGAUCUAUCGGGAAGGUUAAGCGAACCUGAAAGUUUCGAAGAAGUGGAACUACUCGGCUCGAUCGCCAAAGACGGCUGGGACUACUAUCUUGGAGUCAAAGUCUGGCCUGAUAACCUAUUCUAUCGGAACUAUCUUCCUGUACCUGAUUCAACGUUCGACUUCUACUGGUCAUUAUGGGAUAAGACCUAUUCGCCUGGACCGCCAGGACAACGCAUAGUUCUUACGAAAAACAAGCUUCUUAAGACGUUACAGAGUCCUCUUUUGGAUGUGCCAACGAAUCUUUCAGCUUGUCCAUGGAACGGCGGCGAUCUGAUGUGA
Messenger RNA from Caenorhabditis bovis, 2466 nucleotides. NCBI's taxonomy places the organism in Eukaryota, Metazoa, Nematoda, Chromadorea, Rhabditida, Rhabditidae. The record is from the annotation of a GenBank genome assembly.